UGGUCGCUGGUUAGAGGGAGCUUGGGGCGGCUGUGGGAGGCUGCUGCAUUCUCGGGGACCGUCUUCGGUGAUACGCAAUUAGCCAUGGCAGAACCGCAGCUCGCGUCCAGCGGCCUCACCGACGAGGCUGCCCUCGCCUGCUGCUCCGACCCGGACCCCAGCACCAAGGAUUUUCUUUUUCAGCAGACCAUGUUGCGAAUUAAGGAUCCUAAGAAGUCAUUGGAUUUUUAUACUAGAAUUCUUGGAAUGACGCUACUCCAAAAAUUAGAUUUUCCCACUAUGAAAUUUUCACUCUAUUUCUUGGCUUAUGAGGAUAAAAAUGACAUCCCAAAAGAUAAAAGUGAAAAAGCAGCAUGGGCAUUCUCCAGAAAAGCUACGCUUGAACUGACACACAAUUGGGGCACUGAAGACGAUGAGAGCCAGAGUUACCACAGUGGCAAUUCAGACCCUCGGGGAUUUGGUCACAUUGGAAUCGCUGUUCCUGAUGUUCACGGUGCUUGUAAAAGAUUUGAAGAACUAGGAGUCAAAUUUGUGAAGAAACCUGAUGAUGGUAAAAUGAAAGGCUUGGCAUUUAUUCAAGAUCCUGAUGGCUACUGGAUUGAAAUUUUGAAUCCUAACAAUAUGAUAACUAUUAUUUAGUUCUAUGAGAAUACUGCUUUGAGAUUUCAGUGGAGACAUUGUGGAAGGUAAAAAGGAAACAGUGUGAUUCAAGAUAUUCAGAUAACAGAAGCAUUUAAGACUAGAUGGAUCGUGGUCCCAAUUCACAUUAUUCUUAAGCCCAUUUCCCUUUCCCAUUUCAGCUAUGUUUUUCACCUAACUGUUCAGUCAUUCUGGUUUUAUAGCAGUGCUUUGUCCUAUGUCCUUGAAUAUAAUUGUAUAACUUUACUUUUUAAGGCAAUAAUUAGAACAAUUCCCUUCAGAGGCUGCAUUUGCUUUCUUUCUCCUAAAAAAGAUACAAGUCUACAAAUCUGCCUUUGAAUCAUCAUUUUCAAAAAAAAACCCAUAUAACAUGUUUUUUCUCUGGUUACCUUCUGGGGUUUCAGUUCCUCAGAAGUAACUUUUCACAAUGGAAAGUAAAGAACACUGAGCAAAAAUGAAAUUUCAUGUAUAUUUCAAGUAGUAUAAAGUUUAUAAAGGAAAUUACUCUUGGGAGAAAUUCAGAAUCAUGCUGACAAGGAUGCUGAUAGAAAAACGAAUUUCUUCUUUACAAAGUCCUCUCAAAGUUUAAGGUCUAACCUCUUUAUUUUGGGUGGGGAGGAGGAUGGGAAUAUUAUAUACUAGGUAUGCAGAAGCUGGGCUAGGGUGUCACAUACUCUAUCUCGCUUAAUCCUCCCCAGUAUCCUGUGAGAUAGAAAGCAGGCUAGGUAUGCAAAAUAACUUGAUUGGAUCCAAGGUAGUGUAAACAGACUCAAGUACUCAACGAUUUCAUCAUCAUUCUUAGUAUUUAGAUUGUACCUCAAAUGUUAGUGCCUCACCAUACCUCCUCCAUAGUCUUCUUUGUAAAAACCUUCAGUGAGUUUAAGUGUUGUCGUCUCAGCUUUUGAGCCUGAGCACCACAGUGAGCGAAGAAGCAAUGGAGGAAGUCAGGAGCACACGAGUGCUCUGGGGAUGCUCGGUUGUUCCUGUACAAGUAGUGCUUAUGUUGCGAAGAGCCCCUACCCCAAGGUCUUCCAGAUCCCAGUAAUCAUUUAGGAUCAGUUAUGUUCAGUGAUAACAUAACUGAUUAUCAAAAAUCGGCUCAGUCGUCUUCCCUCCCAUGAAUGGCAUUUGAUGGGUUUUAAAAACCAAACUGAUUUUGAAAAUCUCUUAUGGCCCAAGUAAUAAGAACAUCCAGUUUGUGGUUUAAUUACAUUUAGAUUUUCCAGACUCCAGUGGAAGACCUUUGGAUAGGCCAUGCCAAUUGUGCUUACACUGAUAGCACACAGCAGCACUUUGCAUUUCCUUUUUGGAUGGAAUGGAUUUCUGUGAGCAAUUCAAACAAAUAGCAGUACUUAUAAACUGAAAUAAAAUCAAAUUUUAGGUAA
This is a messenger RNA of Phacochoerus africanus (Common warthog), 2024 nucleotides long. RefSeq names its product glyoxalase I (gene GLO1). Gene Ontology annotation, molecular function: metal ion binding; lactoylglutathione lyase activity. The record is from RefSeq and is a predicted model, not a curated record. NCBI's taxonomy places the organism in Eukaryota, Metazoa, Chordata, Mammalia, Artiodactyla, Suidae. The transcript has 6 exons. The coding region runs from base 85 to 639 and encodes 184 amino acids.